This is a messenger RNA of Trichoderma asperellum CBS 433.97, 3888 nucleotides long. RefSeq lists its product as uncharacterized. The record is from RefSeq and is a predicted model, not a curated record. Lineage: Eukaryota; Fungi; Ascomycota; Sordariomycetes; Hypocreales; Hypocreaceae.
AUGUUCAAGUUAUCGCGACGACGCGAUCAUUCGCUUCAGCCACCUCUGACAAAAGAAACAGCCGAUCCCGAUGCUGCCAUGGCCGCGGCCUCCGCCUACAUGCGUGGCAGCAGCACUCCAGCCCAAUCAUUAUCAUCAGCAGCCGCCGCAGCAGCCUUACGAGCGCAGCCAGCGCCACUCACAAAUGUUGCGGAAGCCCCGUCCAAAAGGGUCCAGCGACGGGCUUCCUCGCUGUCGUCCCCUGUCGGUCGCGAUCGAGGCAAAAAGAAUAAGCUGUCAAGAACGCCCAGCGUGAGCUCAAUGAGCGAACGGACCUUUCGAUCGCCAUCACCGGGUCGUACGGCUUCUAAUAAGAAGCAAGAUGUGCCACCUGUCCCCAGCAUGCCCGCUUCUAAAAACAUUACGACCCCAAUAAAAACCCAAAAUUUCCGAACUGCAAGCCAGAAAUCCAAAGGCCACCAACAAGGCGCUUGGUUUGGAGCCGCCGUAGCUCAACAUGAUCAAACGCUAGAAUCGAUAUCAAAAUUGACCCCUGAUUUACCAGAAUCUCGAUCAGGGAGUGUUAGUUCAUCGAUCAACUUUUCAUAUCCCCGCCGAAUGCCAUCAUAUGAUUCAAACAUGCCAGCCGAACACGAACUCGUUUACGAUCCGAAUUCUAGAAGAAUGGUUCCAAAGGCCACGGCUACACCAGCAAACCGUCAGGUUGAGGAUGCUGUUCAAAUAUCAUCCGAGAAAGCCAAAGGAGCAAAGCCAAGUAAAAAGACCUAUACAACACAAGAGCCGGCGGAUGAAAUGAUGAAUCUACCGCCGCCUAAUAAUAUCCAAGCGGAGUCUCCAUUAUUAGCCUCUGACCUGUCAAAUGAUUCUGGCUUCUUUGAGAGGAAAAUUCCGAAUGAUGUCUCCAGUCCUAGCCGACUGGUAACUGCGGCGGUAGAAAAGCCUUCUCCAAAGAGAGAAAAUGAAGACAAGGCUACCAGAGAUUUUCAACGUCCAAAUGAUUUCCAGGACGAAGCAUCUGAAGUUUUGACGUCGGCAAGUGUAUCGCCUAGCUUACCCAAAUACGACAAUUUGAAGGUCGAAAUACCUUUUUCAUAUGCUGGAUCCAGUUCAGAGACAUCCGUGCGUUCAGCACAUUUUGCUUCAUCGGCUGAUCGUCUGGUUGUCAAACACGAGCCUCCACCGCGCUCUCUAUCGCCUAGAAAAUCUGCCAUGAAAUCGUCUAUUUCGAGCAGAGGAAGUUUGUCCCAGCAUCCUCAUGAAAAUCUGGAGUAUCCCGGGCUUGGCAUUUCUCAUUCUAGCGGAGAGGAUGCUGUGACAAGUCAGAAGAAGGGUGCUAGAGUAAGCUGGAACGAUAACAGCACAGUUAUGGCUAUUGAACCGAGCAAAUUCGAGGAAGCAGAUACCACAGCAGCAUCCAACAUUCACUCAAGACAGAAGGCAUACAACACUGUCGAUGGGCUGAAAAUAGCCAAUGAAUCUCCACUACAGCAGGAUGAACUAAUGUCCCCCCGACCGGCUCUUCCAUUAUUUGGAAGUGUGCGUGACAAAAAGGGGAAGGAACCUGAGGAACGACAGCUUGUUCGCCCGCGAGAACGAUCCUUAUCGCCUCAGUCACUACCACCAUCCACUUCUCAUUCAUCAUCUUUCACACCCAAAACUGAAAAUAUCCCAUCGGCAGAGCCCGUUAAAGAGCUCAGCUUCAAUCGGGAACAGAUGCCAAGAAAUGUAGCAAAUAUCUCGAAAUAUCGGGAGCCACUACCAGCUAUCAUGGCAUCCACCGAAAGUCUUGGGCAUGAAGGCGAAGACAUGGACAGCUCGGAUGAUGAGCGGUUUGAAGACGUAUUGACUGGCAUAGACGAGUCAACGUCUCAAAACCCCGCUAGAGAUGCAUUACCAGAUCUAUCCUCGACCGCUAACGUUUCAGGUAAUGAAGCUUCCAAGGCGAGCUCGACAACCGUCAGUGGAUUACCAGGAAAUUCCAACGAAACACCAUAUUCGCUACCGCAGAUGCAACAGCAUGGUAUAAUACCAAUGGCUAGAUCAAACUCUCUCCCAGGAAGUUUCCCACCUGAUGACAUUGUUCCCAAGUUGAACACGAGCGACGCAAAUGGUUUUGUUGCGCUAAUGUUGACACAGGCUUCAGGAUCCAAGACCGUCAAACUAACCCAGUCGAUUGAUGAAAACAAGAUUGAGGAGGAGUCAGAUAAAGAUAGCAUCUACAGUGACGCCUACGAAGACCAGCCUGAGGAUGCAGGUGACGGAUUCAUGUCGAUUGACGCUGCAUUGGCCAACCCGCCAUUCUCUGAACCAGGCAUUGGCGACUUCAACUUGACCGCAAAUCACGAACAGAAAGUGUCGGAUUAUGACGUUGGUGCUGAUGACUGGGAAAGAACCAAGGCAUACUGGAAAAGCUUGACGUCUGAAGAGAGACGCCGGCUGGAAAUAGAAGCUCUCCAGGAAGCAGAUGAUGAUGCUCUCCACCGGAGUGUGGUAGCAACAGGCUCCGCGGCCGUAGCCGAUGAUUCGGGUUUUCUCAGGGCGAAGCAAAGGAAACAAUCUCAUCAGUCCCAAGUUGAACGCCCGGUACCAGCCGACUUAGUAUCACCCAGAGCAGCUCAGGGCCACAAUGAUCCUAGUGGGCAAGCUAGUUUUGCCUCGGUAGAUGCCCAGACAGGACAUCGCUCGCUUCAACAGCCUGAUGCUACGAAAACCGGUAAUACGGCGACAGGGCGCGGCUUGAAAAAACUAGCAAAACUUAAGCGCUCUCUUAGCAGUGAGCCGAGACAUGCAGAUGAUGGCCGAGGCCCAGUCGCUCGGCCUAGCUCCUUAUAUAACCCCAUUAUCUCAAGUGGCUCUGGCCCGAAGCACGGGUCGAAAAAUCCUCAAAUUGCUACAGAAUAUCCAGCAGACAUGAAGUCUACUCUGAGACGGCGAGGAUCCGAUUCCAGCGAGAGCAGCUUCGUGCGUAGUAGAUCGACUAGCGAUGCGCAGCGUGGAUUCAGGGCAUCAAUGAGAAGCAACGUCUCUGAGGCAAGGCUAUCGAUGGGCGGUACGAGAGGCGGGAAGAGGAUGACGCUGCGCUCAUUAUCACCCUCGGCAUCGCACGCACAGCGCCAUUCAGUCGUACCUACGUCUUAUUCUGAGACAGUGACCGUGCACCAAGGCAACCGUUUAUUCCAUCAAAACGCUGCCGCACCGCAUACCAACCGGUCUCUAUCGAAACGAUAUGAAGAUUCAGCAUAUGGGGACCAUAUGUCAGAUUCCAGCGAUGAUGAUCUAAACACAACCCCAUUAACUAACCGCUCGCUAACGGGUGACGAAUACGAGCCCACUCAUUCAAAGUUGAAGCAUUCUUUUUCUCAUUUGUACGCACGCAAUAAAACUCCCGACCACAAUCCCCACGCCAAUGCAGGCUUUACAUCCAAUUCACAGAAACACAAUAAGUUAAAGCGGAGAGAUGAUCAAUAUUACAACGAGGGUGAUACACACAUGCGCCCCAGUUCUCAGCCAAUUGGUGCUGCAGCACAAGAAGCCUCGCCUCGCCGGCCAGGAUUGAUCUCCACGCUUAUGCGGAAGAAGGACCACAGGGAGACACAUGAAACACAACAUAAUACUGAAGACGCGGCGCCUACACACAGCAGCGGCUGGCCACUGCAGAACAGGAGAGCUGUGCCCAAUGAACUCCCAAUGACGUCAUCAACUGAAGACGGGGGAAGAAGAUCCGCAGCUAGCGGCUCUAUCGUUAAGGAUGGCCUGACGUCAGAUCCCCGCCAACAGCAUGAGCUUCAAGGGAGCUCAGAUGCAGGCAACGCGAAUAUUUUGCUGUCGCCAGAGCACAAGCGAAAGAAAUUCAAUAGCCUGAGAAAAAUAUUUAAGAUUAAUGACUAG